CGCCAACGCAGCCAUCUCGAUUCUGCGAUUCUCGUUCGCGGAGCUCGGAAUGUUUUGUUAUGUUUUACAUUCUACGUUUAAUUCUAAUAAUAAAUUCGUCGCCUCGACGGGAAGAAGCUCAACCGAAACGAAAAUAUUUGCGAUUUAGAGCGAGUGAAAGUGCGAAAGUUCGUAUUAAGUGUUUGUUUGAGCGGAGCGAUUAGGAAAGUGAGGUUAGGCGGGAUUUGUUGUGUUCCAUGUUCGUUCGCUCUGUGAAUAAUAUCGAGAUUUGCAUUUUGAAUUUGGAUUAACUAUUGUUGGGUUGUAAUUUCUGGAAGAUUCGAGGAAAGCUUCUCUCGGACUAUUCCCCGGCCCUUCAGCCCUUCAACUCUCGCAUGCGACGUCACAUGCUCGUCGGGGGGGCCGCCCGACGCCUGAUCGGACCGUUCCUCGGGUCCCCAGAGGGUCGCCCUUUCCCGCCUAAUAAUAAUAAUAAUCCCUUCGAGCGAUCUCUCCGGCAGUUAUCCGGCGCUGGCGCCCUUCCGCAACUAACUAAGGAUAGAUACCCGCAAGUAAAAAGGCGAGACUUUGCGGAAUUGAACGAGAAACAUUUAGGAUAUUUCAAGAAUCUACUCGGCGAGAAUCGAGUUAUAACCGACAAGGACGAAUGCCAAGGAUUCAACAUCGAUUGGCUAAAAAGUGUUAGAGGCUACAGUCAAUGCAUUCUGAAACCAAAAACCACGCAAGAAGUCUCCGAAAUCCUAAAGUUUUGCAACGAUAACCGGAUCGCCGUUUGCCCACAAGGCGGGAACACCGGCUUGGUUGGAGGAUCUGUACCAGUAUUCGAUGAAGUCGUCCUUUGGACCGGUUUGAUGAACGAUAUAAUCAGUUUAGAUGAAAAUUCCGGUGUUUUGGUGUGUCAAUCCGGCUGUAUCUUGGAGAACUUGGAGAACUUCGCCGACGAGCGCGAUUUGAUGAUACCGCUGGAUUUGGGAGCGAAAGGCUCCUGCCACAUCGGAGGAAAUAUAUCCACCAACGCCGGUGGAUUGCGAUUACUUCGAUACGGGAAUUUACACGGCAGUGUACUGGGAGUGGAAGCGGUGAAAGCCGAUGGUGAGGUAAUAGACUGCACUAGCGCUUUAAAAAAGGACAACACGGGUUACCACUUGAAACAUCUGUUCAUCGGAUCCGAAGGCACCCUUGGAGUGGUCACGAAAGUCGCCAUACAAUGUCCGCCGAAGCCUCGAGCCCUCAACGUAGCCUUUUUAGGAUUGGAAUCCUUCGACGACGUCCUCGCCUGCCUGCGACAGGCCAAGCGCCAAUUGGGCGAGAUCCUCUCCUCCUGCGAACUCAUCGAUAACCCCAGCUUGGACGCUGUCACCAGCCAUUUAAACCUAAAAUCUCCUAUCAGUGUAUAUCCCUUCUACAUGCUGAUUGAAACCCACGGGAGCAGCUGCGAUCACGACGAGGAGAAGAUGCACGGGUUCUUGGAGAGCUGCAUGAGCGAUGGCCUCGUCCGAGACGGGACUACGACCAACGAAAUCGGCAAGAUGAAGGCGAUUUGGGAGCUGAGAGAGAGCAUCACUGAAGGUUUGCUGCACGAUGGAUAUGUUUUUAAAUAUGACAUCUCGCUCCCUACUCGGGAAUUUUAUUCGUUGGUUCCCGUGAUGAGGGAAAGGGUGAAAGACGCCGUGAGAGUCUGCGGGUACGGCCAUUUAGGCGACGGUAACAUCCACCUGCAGGUGACUCUAAAGGAGUUUAACGAAGAGGUGUUGAGGAUUAUCGAACCGUUUAUCUACGAGUACACGGCGAAGUUGAGAGGUAGCGUGAGUGCCGAGCACGGCGUGGGUUUCAGGAAACCCAAAUACAUCCAUUAUUCGAAGAGUCCGGGAGCUAUAAACUUGAUGAAACAGCUCAAAGUGAUGAUGGAUCCGAAGGGAAUACUCAAUCCUUACAAAGUCAUACCUUAAUAACUAAUUUAAGUAUUUGUAAAAAGUGUAAUAUUAUUGUUAUUUGAUCUGUAUAUGGUGCUUUAAACUUGCAAUUAAAUAGAUAAUCUAAUAAGUUAAUUAAGCGUAAUUUAUUCAAUUAACUUUCCAUGUUGUCUCCGAUACAACUUACGAUGAGAUCUUCGUAACUCCAUUUGGGAAAAACGCGUUUGUAAAGAUUCAACAGGACGCUGUCCUGCGAGUUGAGGUGUCCAUCGAAUAUGCAUUUCAUAUGUCCAUGUGUGCCUA
Messenger RNA from Phyllotreta striolata, 2216 nucleotides. Lineage: Eukaryota; Metazoa; Arthropoda; Insecta; Coleoptera; Chrysomelidae. The record is from the annotation of a GenBank genome assembly.